AUGGUGCUAGUCUGCUAUUGCGACGACACUUAUGCACUAUUUCGGGGACGGACUUUUCAGGCGGCUGCGCGGCUGGCGGAGGUGGGAUCAUCCCUCAUUGUCAGCCGCAUAGAGCGGUUGGGGCUUAGGGUACGCUUAAGCAAGACCGAAGCCCUGCUCUUCCGCGGACCCGGGAGGAGAGGACCCCCACCCGGAGCUCGACUCCUUAUCGGAGAGACGGAGGUCAGGAUGAGUCCGACGCUUAAAUGUCUUGGGCUCAUCCUGGACGGGAGGUGGACCUUCGGCCCACACUUCCAACAGCUGGGACCGAAGGUCGUGAGGGCGGCGUCAGCGCUGGGCCGGCUCCUGCCUAAUAUAGGAGGGCCCAGCGAAGCCUGCAGGCGGCUGUACUCCGGAGUCUGUCGGAGUAUAGCCCUGUACGGUGCCCCAGUUUGGGCGGACUCCCUCACCGCUCGCAAUAAGGCCCAGCUGCGAAGAGCGCAGCGGGUCAUAGCGGUGAGGGUGAUCAGGGGGUACCGUACGGUCUCCUGGGUGGCAGCUACUGCCCUGGCGGGAGACCCGCCGUGGGAGCUUGUUGCGACGGUCUUCGCCGAGUUGCACCUCCUCGUUUCAGAGAGGAGGUCGCGGGGCGAGGACUUGCAAUGGGAGGAGCUCCGGCGGGUCCGAAGGCUAGGAGAGCAGUGGCUGUUGAGGAGGUGGGAGCGUAUUUUGAAAAACACUCCCCGGGUGGGUCUUGGUGGUCCGGUGGACACCAGGGAAUCCCACACCUCUUCGGAGGUCUGUCGGACGUAUACGGGGCCGGCACAAAAUGCGUUGGAGGGUGUGGAGGCCGCUGUGGCGGCGAGUGGUAGUGGUGGCGCGACUUCGGGCGAAUGUUCGAAACCGGCGCUCCUAACCGCGCCGGUGGCGGAUAAAGCAAUGACGAAUGAUGACUCCAGACAAGCGGCUCGAACGCCGGUUGUACAGCUGGAGCGGAUGCCGGAUUUGGACCAUGACUUGGCUAUGACAACGGCGAGCGAGGGAGAGGGUGGUUCGCGUGUGGUGACGCCCGUGUCCACCAGGAAAAACCCUGGGUUUUUCUUUAAACCAUGUAGUGGCAGCGACGAGAGCGGCAACGAGUCCGCCGCCUCUCGAAACACGGACAAGGACGCCGAUGGGGCGAAAGAUAGGUUCCGUCUCAAAAGACGUGGCAGUACGCUGGAAGACAGCCCGGAGAAGGAAAGAGGAGCGGUUCCCAAAUCCUCCUCCAAACGUGGUAGAGGGAGGCCUCCCACGACUGGAAUGUACGUUGGAUUGGCAAAGGCCAAAAAAGACUAUAAUGACGAGGAAAUGCGAGCUAUACAGCUCGAGACUGAGAAGGAGAUCCUAGAGUCUGGCAGGAGAAUACCGCUGUUCCGCUCUGGCCGGCUGUCGGUUAACUCCUCUAACUCGGACGUGACUGUUGUGGAAGAUCAGGAAGUUACGGCGGCUUCUGUAGGCGUCGUAAUUACUGAAAGUCUGGGGGCCAUUUCCAGCGUGGCCCGGAAGUCCAAAAACCUGAAGGGGACUUCUGUCGCUGCUCUCAAUAAAGCGACCCAGGCCCUAAGCGAGGCUUUUUCGGCCAUUAUGAAUCGGUCGGUAUCGGACGAGACGAGAGCCCUUGAGGCGGCGAACGCACGCCUCUCAAGGGAACUCAACGAACUCAAGAUAGAACUGGAGGCCGUCAAGCGCAGGCUCGCUGACGCCCAACCUCAGCCCGCUCCCGUCACUAAGGGAAAGGAGCUGGAUGUGGAAGAGCUCUUACAGCGAGCGGUGCGCGAGGCGGUCGCAGUGACCAGUGCCCGGAUUGACGCGCGGAUAGAGGGUCUCGAGGCCCGACUCCUGCCGGAGCCACGCCUGAGGCCUCCUCUAGCCGCAGACCGGAAGCGUGAUGAAGCCCGAGAUGCAACACCAACAGCGUCAAAGGCGAAGGAGAGGACUCCAGAGCCGGAGCCCGCGGUGUCGACUCUGUCGCCUCCGCUCAAUCCCGGACCGGCUCUGAAACAAAAGAGAAAGAAAGUUAAAAAGUCGGCCGCAGCUGUAGAAGCGGCAGCCGCGAGGCGCGACGCUGCCCCAACUACGGCGGCGCUGGGACCAAAUCCGACCACACAAUGGUCGGAAGUGGUCAGAAGAGGAGGAAAGGCACAGAAAAAGGAAGGGAAUAAGGAGACGAAGAAAGGAAAGAAGAAGAAAAAGAAGAGAGGAAAUCUCCGCACUCCAAAGUCCGCUGCGGUGGUAAUAACGCUGCAGCCUGAGGCGGAAAAGCGAGGCAUGACGUACAAAGACGUCAUGGAGAAAGCCAAGCAACACCUCGAUCUUGUUGCUUUAGAGGUCCCGCAUCUUAAGUUUAAGCGGGCCGUUACCGGGGCUCGCAUGUACGAGAUACCCGGGACGGCCAGCAAAGAGAAGGCCGAUACCCUCGCGAGGAAAUUAAAGGAAGCUCUUGGAGAGGAAGAUGUCCGCAUUUCUCGGCCGCAGAAAUGCGCCGAGUUGCGGAUAGCAGGCCUAGACGACUCCGCCUCUGCGGCAGAAAUCGCCGCGGCAUUCGCAAGAACUGGUGGCUGCGCGGUCGAUGACGUGAAGGUUGGCGAAAUCCGGGUGGACCGGAGCGGACGCGGCACGGCCUGGGUAAAGUGCCCGGUCGAGACCGCCAAAUUAGUGACGGCACCGAAGGCUAAAUUAUACGUCGGAUGGACCGUGGUGCGCGCGACACUCUUGUCAGCGCGCAUCAUGAGGUGCUAUCGGUGCCACGAAGCCGGACAUACACGGACGACUUGUCCCUCCGAAACGGAUCGCGGAGAUCUUUGUUUCCGCUGUGGCCAGGCUGGCCACGCAAUCAAGGAGUGCGGAAACCCUCCCCACUGCGCGGUUUGCACGGCCAACGGGAGGAAGGCGGACCAUAUUGUGGGGAGUAAACCCUGCAAGAUACCGCAGAAGACCGGAAAGGGCUCCAAAAAGAGUCAGCCACCCAAGGCUGCCACACCAUCUACGGGGAACCUCAACCACAGCGCCCAAGCGCAGGAUUUGUGGUCUCAAGAGGUCCUGAAGAGGUCGAUCGACGUCGGUGUGAUUGCCGAACCGUACCGGAUCCUAGAUAGGAGUGACUGGUUGGGCGACGCGGACUCGACGGUGGCAUUGGUCUUCGGCCCGAAAAUCGUGCCUCCGCCUUCCAGGAGCACGACUCGGGGCCAUGGCUUCGUCGUCGCGGACUUGAGGGCCCUCACCGUUGUGGGGGUCUACUUUUCCCCGAACAGACCCAUCGCCGAGUUCGAGGCGUUUCUCCUCCGGCUCACCACCUUUGUGAGCGGGGCAGCCAAUCCCGUGGUCGUUGCCGGAGACUUCAACGCGAAGUCCACGCGUUGGGGAUCCCCGGCCACGGACGCGAGAGGCAGAGCCAUGGCGGACUGGCUGGCAACCACCGGCCUGAUCGUGACCAACAGAGGUGCCGCUAGCACGUGCGUCCGGUGGCAAGGGGAAUCGAUUGUGGACCUGACAUUAGUCAGUCCAUCAAUCGCUCGCCGAAUGAGUGGCUGGAGAGUCCUUGAGGAGGUCGAGACCCUCUCGGACCACCUCUACAUAGGCUUCGACAUUGCCUCCACGUCGUCGGAAGCCGGUCGCCGAAUUCCAUCCGGUGGCGGCCCAAGGUGGUCCCUGAGACGUCUGGAUCGAGACCUUCUCGAGGAGGCGGCGAUUGUUGCGUCGAUGUCCCCCCUCCCGUCGGAUGACGUCGAGGAGUGUGCGGAGUGGCUGAACGAGGCGGCUCGCAACAUAUGCGACGCCUCGAUGCCCCGUGCUGGACCGGUCGUGCCUCGGCGGCAGACCUAUUGGUGGCGCCCGGAGCUAAAACAACUCCGGCUAGAGUGCGUGGCUGCCCGCCGCCGAUUCCUGCGAUAUCGCCGACGGCGUAACAGGGUGGAGGCUGAGGAAGAGGCCAUCCAUGAGGGCUACCGCUCGGCGCGUCAUGCUCUGCGUGAGGCGAUUAAGGUGGCGAAGAAGGAGGCAUGGGAGGAGUUCCUGAACACCUUGGAGCAGGACCCGUGGGGCAAGCCUUAUAAAUGGGUGAGGCAGAAGCUUCGCCCCGCUGCCCCACCGCUAACCCAGCACAUGCAGCCGGAUCUUCGUCGCUCUGUACUCUCGGCCCUAUUUCCAUCCAGGGCCGAGUGGUCUCCACCAUCUAUGCGACCACCUAGUGCGGAGUCUGACGACGAAGAGGAGGAUGUGCCACCCGUGACGCCCGAAGAGCUAGCAUCAGCCGUACACAGGAUGAGCCUCAAAAACCGGGCUCCUGGACUGGACGGGGUCCCCGGUCGCGUCUGGGUGCUGGCCAUAAAACACUUGGAGGCACAGGUGCUCGAGGUGUUCACCAAAUGCCUGGUGCAGGGCCGAGUGCCGCGCCGGUGGAAGUCGGGCAAGCUGGUCUUGUUACGUAAAGACGGACGACCGGAGGAUCAGCCGUCGGCUUACCGCCCUAUCGUCCUUAUCGACGAGAUCUGUAAGACCCUGGAGAGGGUGAUCGUGGGGCGCCUCAACCGCCAUCUGGAAGGCGCCGGCCCGAACUUAAGCGAUGCUCAGUUCGGGUUCAGAUCUCGUCGGUCGACGAUAGACGCGGUGGCGCGUGUGCGGCAGAUUUCGGAGGAGGAAAUUUCUCGGGGUGGAGUGGUGUUGGUUGUCUCGCUGGACAUUUCCAAUGCGUUCAACACUCUGCCCUGGGAGACAAUAAAAGAAGGACUCCGAUACCACCGAGUGCCGAGAUAUUUGCGUCGCACCAUUGGCAAUUAUCUGUCAGAGCGCUCGGUGCAGUAUCCAACAGAAGAAGACUGGGAAGAGCUGGAGAUUGACUGUGGUGUCCCGCAGGGUUCGUCUCUCGGUCCGGGCCUAUGGGACAUAGGGUACGACUUCGUGCUCCGCGGCGCCAAUCUUCCGGGCGUGGAGCUCGUUGCGUACGCGGAUGACACGGCGGUCGUCUGCCGCGCCAAGUCUCAUCGAGAGGCGAAAAUCCUGGCAACAGCAGCAGUCGCUCAGGUUGUGAGGAGGAUCCAGGCUCUGGGUCUGAAGGUGGCGCUGAACAAGUCGGAGGCCCUCUUGUUCCACGGGCCCAGAAACGCGCCUCCGCCGGGCCUGGAAGUCAUAGUUAGCGGGACAAGGAUCCAGGUUGGGUCCACAAUGACCUACCUAGGUCUAGUUCUCGAUAGUCGGUGGUCAUUCAGGGAACAUUUCCGCCGGCUAUCCGAGAAAGUGAAGAGGUCCGCGGGUGCCCUUGCCUCGCUGCUCCCGAAUCUCGGGGGCCCGAGUUUGGUUUGUCGGCGCCUCUACAUGGGCGUUGUCCGUUCUAUGACAAUGUACGGGGCGCCGAUAUGGGCAGAGAGCCUGCUACCAGAGAACAGGCUGGCCCUGGGUCGGCUGCAGCGAGUGAUGGCGACGCGCGCGGUUCGCGGGUACCGCACAAUCUCCCGGGACGCGGCGUGCCUCCUCGCUGGCAGCGUCCCAUGGGACCUCGAUGCUCUUACCCUCGCCGAUGUGUACUGGCGUGGCGCUGAAGUCCGCGCGGGGGGCAGCAACCCCCUACCGGACGCCGUCCGUCGGUGGAGGGAUCGAGCCAAGGACGUGACGAUUGAGCUCUGGGAGGAGAGACUCCUGGAGCCUCAAGUUAGCGUGGCGUUGGUGCUGGCCAUGAGACCGGUACUGAGAGAGUGGUUGACCAGAAAGCACGGCGCGCUCUCGUUCCGACUCACGCAGGUGCUGACCGGGCACGGCUGCUUCGGCCGUUACCUGUGUGAGAUCGCGAACCGAGAAGAGAGUACGCGCUGUCACCACUGUGACUGUGAAAGGGACACGGCGGAACACACAGUUUCUGCCUGUCCCGCCUGGACUGGACAACGGGCGGCCCUCACGGCCGCCAUUGGAUUUGACCUUUCGCUGCCUGCAUUGGUUCGCGCCAUGGUGGGCAGUGAACCUGGAUGGACAGCGGUGCAGGACUUCUGCGAAGAGGUCAUCGCCGCGAAGGAGGAGGCCGAGCGUGUGAGAGAGCUGGAGGCGCUCGACCCCCGCCGAAGAAGACGGCCGAGGCGACGACAGGUCAUUGGUAAUGACCACUUGCCGCCUUAG
Aricia agestis (brown argus) is the source of this 6123-nucleotide messenger RNA. RefSeq lists its product as uncharacterized. NCBI's taxonomy places the organism in Eukaryota, Metazoa, Arthropoda, Insecta, Lepidoptera, Lycaenidae. Gene Ontology annotation, molecular function: nucleic acid binding; zinc ion binding; catalytic activity. The transcript has 3 exons. The record is from RefSeq and is a predicted model, not a curated record. Bases 1 to 6123 code for a protein of 2040 amino acids.